CCCUUACCCCCUCCCUUCUCUUCCUUAAUGACCUAUAAGAUGAAUGGAUGGGCAGACAUGUUGGCCAGAGAUAACUUGUCUCUCUUCUUACCAGCAUCACAAUAAACAAUGCUGGAACUUGUUCAUUUUCAGCAAGUUACAUGCUUUUAUGGGUUAUAUUUUUUUAUUUCUCUAUCAUUAUACUGUAAUGCCUAUUUGCAUCCUAUUCUAGCGAAUCAUUUAGUGCCAGAUUCCUGUUUAGGACAUCGCCAUCCAUAUAUGACUUAAUCUCUGAAGAAGAGAUUCUUAUUUUUCUUAAACCAUAGUUGUUGGCACUGCUAUGCAUUCAUGUUCGUUGACUACAGGUUAUUUAAUGAUAGAAACAACCCCUCCCACAGACAAAAGAUCCACAUAUGCUCACUCCAAUUGCAUGCCUUGUUGGAACACACAGUUUUAGUUGAGAUAGAGGGGACAUUGGCAAUGAAUGUGAAUCUGAAGCACAUGGAUUCUUGUGAUUCCCAAACAAAAAACUGAUGAAUGAGCUGCCACAAACUUAGUGGUUUGCAGGACUUACAGGACUGCACUGAUAGGUUGCUCCAAUUGUCAACCACCCAACAAGUCUUGGCACAAGAUUGCGGCCAAAUAUGGGUUGAUGAACUACUAGAUGGAUCUCUAAGGCUCUUGGAUAUCUGCAGUACUGCUAAAGAUUGUCUUCUGCAAUCAAAGGAGUCCGUGUAUGAAGUUCAGUCAGCCGUUAGAAGAAGAGGAGCUGAAGCUGCAUUCACGGUUGGGGCUGGAAAUUAUUUGGCUUCCGGGAAGAAUGUGAAGAAAACAAUUCGAAAGGCCUUGGGAAACAUCAAAGGAAUAAGAAAUGAGCUCAUAGUUUCUUCUGCAACCAAAGAAAAUGAAAUGCUUAGCAUGUUAAAAGAAGCAGAAGCAGUCACUAUGAGCAAACUAGAAUCUUUGUUGUACUUCAUCUCUGAUCCAAAGGGACAAUCAAAACAAAGCAGAUGGUCAGCAAUCUCCAAGUUGAUGCAACCAAAAAGAGUAGCUUGUGAUUCUCAAGAAUUAAGCACAAAUGAGUUUGAGAAGGUAGAUGCUGCUUUGAAGUCUCUCAUCAGUCACAAGCGUGCAUCCAUUGACAAUUUUCAAAGCGAUUUGGAAAAUUUGGAGAUGUGCAUUCAAGAUCUAGAAAUGGGAGUUGAGUGCCUUUCAAGGAAAAUUAUCAGAACCAGAGUUUCCCUUCUCAACAUCUUCAACCACUAGUUACACAAAAUAUUUAGGAUAACCUUGGACACUCAAAUUCAAUUUUCCCCCGUUGAGUGUCUCAUAACUGUACAUGAAUGUGAUUAAUAAUACUGUUCUUUUACUGGGUAUAUGUUAUCUUGGCGUCACGCUGUUGCUAUGCGAUCAUCUUUCUUCUUCCCAACCUUGCAAAUCUCAAUUUUCCAUUUUUGUUUCCCUGUUAAUGAAAAAUACAAUAAUCUUGGGAUUUAUUAGUUAGAAAGGAGAAUAACCGCUUGUUAGUUUUCUUGGUCAACCUGUAAAUAUGAUAUCU
This is a messenger RNA of Prosopis cineraria, 1537 nucleotides long. RefSeq lists its product as uncharacterized. The record is from RefSeq and is a predicted model, not a curated record. Gene Ontology annotation, biological process: shoot system development; root development. NCBI's taxonomy places the organism in Eukaryota, Viridiplantae, Streptophyta, Magnoliopsida, Fabales, Fabaceae. The transcript has 2 exons. The coding region runs from base 517 to 1245 and encodes 242 amino acids.